Molecule: messenger RNA, 8753 nt
Organism: Oryctolagus cuniculus (rabbit)
Lineage: Eukaryota; Metazoa; Chordata; Mammalia; Lagomorpha; Leporidae
Source: RefSeq, a predicted model, not a curated record
UGGUUCGCGGGCCCACAGCUCCUGUCCUGGCGCGCGCAGCUGCAGCCGCGGACUCCGGCAGGCCGGGGCCGGCGCGCCGAUGCGGGCCCGGGGAGGCACCUGGGGCGCCCAGGCUCCGGGGUGGCGCGGGGUCCCUGCCAGCCGCGGUGUGUGGCCGGCGUGCAGGGACCGGGUGGGCGCAGGCAGCGGUCCCAGCGCCCGGCCGCGCCACCGUGAGUUAUGCGGGAGGCUGGUCUCGCGCUCUCGGCGCCCAAGUUCCCUGGCAACUUUAGCCCGCGCCGAGCGGAGAGCGCCCCCGGGAACGCCGGCCACGCGUCACACCUGAGCCGGGGCUGCCAGACCGAGCCAGCAGAGCCAGGGAAGCCAUGCCGCGCAGCCCGACGUCCAGCGAGGACGAGAUGGCCCCGAGCGUCUCGGACGACUCCGAGGGCUCCGAGUCGGACAGCUCCAGAGAGGAGACCAUCUACGACACCAUCCGGGCCACCGCACAAAAGCCGGGCGGGGCGCACACGGAGGAGAACCAGGGCAACACACUGGUCAUCCGCGUGGUCAUCCCGGACCUGCAGCAGACGAAGUGCAUCCGCUUCAACCCGGACGCCACGGUGUGGACCGCCAAGCAGCGGAUCCUGUGCACCUUGACGCAGAGCCUGAAGGACGUCCUCAACUACGGGCUCUUCCAGCCGGCCAGCAACGGGCGCCACGGCAAGUUCCUGGACGAGGAGCGGCUGCUGCGGGAGUACCCGCAGCCCGUGGGCGCGGGCGUGCCGUCCCUGGAGUUUCGCUACAAGAAGCGGGUGUACAAGUCCAGCCUGGACGAGAAGCAGCUGGCCAAGCUCCACUCCAAGACCAAUCUGAAAAAAUUCAUGGAUCACAUUCAGCAUCGGUCAGUGGAGAAGAUGGUGAAGAUGCUGGACCGAGGCCUGGAUCCCAACUUCCACGACCUGGACACUGGAGAGACCCCGCUGACCCUGGCUGCUCAGCUGGACGACCCCGCGGAGGCCAUCAAAGCUCUCAGGAACGGCGGGGCUCACCUGGACUUCCGCGCUAAGGAUGGGAUGACCGCCCUACACAAAGCCGCCCGCGCCAGGAACCCUGGGGCCCUGAAGACCCUGUUGGAGCUCGGGGCUUCCCCGGACUACAAGGACAGCUACGGCCUCACGCCCCUGUACCACACGGCCAUCGUCGGCGGCGACCCCUACUGCUGCGAGCUCCUGCUGCAUGAGCACGCUGCCGUGUGCUGCCGGGAUGAGAACGGCUGGCACGAGGUCCACCAGGCCUGCAGGUACGGGCACGUGCAGCAGCUGGAACACCUGCUCUUCUACGGGGCCGACAUGAGCGCCCAGAACGCCUCGGGGAACACGGCCCUGCACAUCUGCGCCCUCUACAACCAGGACAGCUGUGCCCGGGUGCUGCUGUUUCGAGGGGGCAACAAAGAACUGAAGAACUACAACAGCCAGACUCCGUUCCAGGUGGCGAUCAUCGCGGGGAACUUUGAGCUGGCCGAGUACAUCAAGAACCACAAGGAGACGGAUGUCGUGCCCUUCCGAGAGGCCCCGGCCUACUCCAACCGCAGGCGGCGGCCCCCCAACACGCUGGCUGCCCCCCGGGUCCUGCUGCGCUCCAACAGUGACAACAACCUCAAUGCCAGCGCGCCCGCCUGGGCCGUGGGCCCCACGGCCCCCGCCCACCGCAGCCUCUCGCCCCAGCUGCUCCAGCAGAUGCCCGGCAAGGCCGAGAGCGCUGUGAAGACCCUCGCGAGCUACAUCCCUGGGCCCCGCAGCCCGUCCCCAUCGCUCAACAGGCUGGGUGGUGCCGGCGAGGACAGCACGCGGCCCCAGCCGCACUGGCAUGUUGGGUCACCUUUUGCCCCUGGUGCCAGCAAGGACCCACUGUCUGCCUCCGAUUACCCGGGGCCCAGGAGGAAGCUGUACAGUGCAGUGCCUGGGAGGUUGUUCGUCGUCGUCAAGCCAUACCAACCCCAAGUCGACGGCGAGAUCCCCCUCCACCGUGGCGACAGGGUUAAAGUCCUGAGCAUCGGCGAAGGCGGCUUCUGGGAGGGCAGUGCCCGCGGCCAUGUCGGGUGGUUCCCGGCCGCGUGCGUGGAGGAGGUGCACUGCAAGCUCAGGGACAGCCAGGCAGAAACCCGUGCGGACCGCAGCAAGAAGCUCUUCAGGCACUACACGGUGGGCUCCUACGACAGCUUCGACGCCGUCAGCGACUGCAUCAUCGACGAGAAGACAGUGGUCCUGCAGAAGAAAGACAGCGAGGGCUUUGGCUUCGUGCUCCGGGGGGCAAAAGCUGACACGCCCAUUGAAGAAUUCACACCCACGCCCGCCUUCCCGGCCCUGCAGUACCUGGAGUCCGUGGACGAGGGCGGGGUGGCAUGGCAAGCCGGGCUGCGGACCGGGGACUUCCUGAUUGAGGUCAACAGUGAGAAUGUCGUCAAGGUUGGCCACAGGCAGGUAGUGAACAUGAUCCGUCAAGGAGGGAACCACCUGGUCCUCAAGGUGGUCACAGUGACCAGGAGCCUGGACCCCGACGACACGGCCAGGAAGAAAGCUCCCCCCCCUCCAAAGCGAGCCCCGACCACGGCCCUCACCCUGCGCUCCAAGUCCAUGACCUCGGAGCUGGAGGAGCUCGUGGAUAAAGCCUCGGUCCGGAAGAAGAAGGAUAAGCCUGACGAGAUCGUGCCGGCCGCCAAGCCCUCCCGAACUGCCGAGAGUGUGGCCGUGGAGUCCAGGGUGGCGACCAUCAAGCAGCGGCCCACCAGCCGGUGCUUCCCUGCCCUCUCGGACAUGAACUCCGUGUACGAGCGCCAAGGCAUUGCUGUGAUGACGCCCACCGUUCCUGGGAGCCCAAAAGGCCCGUUUCUGGGUCUCCCUCGAGGUACGAUGCGAAGGCAGAAAUCCAUAGACAGCAGGCUCUUUCUAUCAGGGAUAACGGAGGAGGAGCGGCAGUUCCUGGCCCCCCCGAUGCUCAAGUUCACGAGGAGCCUGUCCAUGCCUGACACCUCUGAGGACAUCCCCCCACCACCCCAGGCCGUGCCCCCAUCUCCACCGCCACCCUCCCCCACCACCUACAACUGCCCCAAGUCCCCAAGCCCCAGGGUCUAUGGGACAGUCAAGCCCGCGUUCAGUCAGAACCCCGCCGCCAAGGUAUCCCCGGCCAUGAGGUCGGACACGGUGGCCACCGUGAUGCGGGACAAGGGGCUCUUCUACCGCCGAGAGCUGGACCGCUACUCCCUGGACUCGGAGGACAUGUACGGCCGCAACGCCAGCCCCCAGGCCAACUUCCGCAACAAGCGGGGUCAGAUGCCCGAGAACCCGUACUCGGAGGUGGGGAAGAUCGCCAGCAAAGCCGUCUACGUGCCCGCCAAGCCUGCCAGGCGGAAGGGGAUGCUGGUGAAGCAGUCCAACGUGGAGGACAGCCCCGAGAAGACAUGCUCCAUCCCCAUCCCCACCAUCAUCGUCAAGGAGCCUUCCACCAGCAGCAGCGGCAAGAGCAGUCAGGGCAGCAGCAUGGAGAUCGAGCCCCAGGCCGCGGAGCCGCCGGGCCAGCUGCGGCCGGACGACAGCCUGACCGUCAGCAGCCCCUUCGCUGCCGCCAUUGCCGGGGCCGUCCGAGACCGGGAGAAGCGGCUGGAGGCCAGGAGGAACUCCCCGGCCUUCCUCUCCACGGACCUGGGGGAUGAGGACGUGGGCCUGGGGCUCCCCGCCCCCAGGAUUCAGCCCCCCGAGUUCCCAGAGGAGGGCGACUUUGGCGAUGAGGAUGGCGCCGAGGAGCUGGUGUUGCCCACGCCAGGAGCAGCGCCCAGGGAGCCCGAGAAUCACUUUGUGGGUGGUGGCGAAGCCAGCGCUCAGGGUGAGGCCGGGAGGCCCCUCAAUGCCACAUCCAAAGCCAAGGGGCCCGAGGGCAGCCCCACAGCCGGCCCAGAGAAUUACGUCCACCCGCUCACGGGCCGGCUGCUGGACCCCAGCUCCCCGCUGGCCCUGGCGCUCUCAGCCCGGGACCGAGCCAUUAAGGAGUCCCAGCAGGGCCCCAAGGGGGAGGCCGCCAAGGCCGACCUCAACAAACCUCUCUACAUCGAUACCAAAAUGCGGCCCAGUGCGGAAGCCGGCUUCCCCCCGGUCACCAGGCAGAACACCCGGGGGCCCCUGCGGCGGCAGGAGACAGAGAACAAGUACGAGAGCGACGCAGGCAAGGACCGGCGAGGCGACGGCAUGAAGAACACGCUCAUCGACAUCGUGGACACGGCGCAGCGCAAGCCGGCCGGCCUGCUGAUGGUGCACACCGUGGACACCACAGAGGCCGACGGCUCCCUGGAGGAAGAGGACGAGCACGCGGGCCUGGAGCUGAAGCCAGACAGCUCACUGGCCGAGGUGCCAGAAGGCACUGCCGAACCCGAAGGUGCUUUACAGAUCUCCGCCGCCCCCGAGCCCACCGCCACGCCCGGCAGGACCAUCGUGCCGGCGGGCUCCAUGGAAGAGGCGGUGAUUUUGCCAUUCCGCAUCCCCCCUCCCCCUCUGGCAUCUGUGGACUUGGAUGAGGAGUUUAUUUUUACAGAGCCAUUGCCUCCUCCCCUGGAAUUUGCCAACAGUUUUGAUAUCCCCGAUGACCGCGUUGCUUCCGUGCCCGCUCUCACAGACUUGGUCAAGCCGAAGAGAAACGACACCCCUCCGUCCCCUUCGCUGACCUCCGCCCAGCCGAUCAACCCUGCCGACACUAAGAAGCCGGCUGGCCUUUCAAACUGCCUGCCCGCCCCAUUCCUGCCGCCCCCCGAGAGCCUCGAUGCUGUCGCCGACUCGGGCAUCGAGGAGGUAGACAGCCGGAGCGGCAGCGACCACCACCUCGAGACGACCAGCACCAUGUCCACGGUGUCCAGCAUCUCCACCCUGUCCUCUGAGGGCGGGGAGAGCGCGGACACCUGCACGGUCUAUGCAGACGGGCAAGCCUUUGGGGCUGACAAACCCCCAGUACCUCCGAAGCCAAAAAUGAAGCCCAUAAUUCCCAAGAGCAAUGCACUUUACCAAGACGCGCUCGUCGAGGAGGACGUGGACAGCUUUGUGCUCCCCCCACCCGCGCCCCCGCCCCCGCCAGGAGGAGUCCCGCCUGGGAUGGCCAAAGUCCUCCAGCCGAGGACCUCCAAGUUGUGGGGCGAUGUCACGGAGGUCAAGGGCCCGAUCCUCUCGGGCCCCAAGGCAAACGUUAUUAGUGAAUUGAACUCAAUCCUGCAGCAAAUGAACCGAGAGAAAUCGGUGAAGCCAGGGGAAGGCCUGGACUUGCCGGCCGGAGCCAAGUCCGCCAGCCUCGCUCCCAGAAGCCCAGAGGUCAUGAGCACCGUCUCAGGUACACGGAGCACGACGGUCACCUUCACUGUCCGCCCCGGCACCUCCCAGCCCAUCACCCUGCAGAGCCGGCCCCCCGACUACGAAAGCAGGACCUCAGGAACGAGACGUGCCCCCAGCCCUGUGGUCUCGCCGACGGAGCUCACCAAGGAGAUCCUGCCCGCUCCCCCGUCUGCUGCCGCCGCAUCCCCUUCCCCCACGCUCUCCGACGUCUUUAGCCUUCCAAGCCAGCCGCCUUCCGGGGACCUGUUUGGCUUGAACCCAGCGGGACGCAGCAGGUCGCCAUCUCCCUCGAUACUGCAACAGCCAAUCUCAAAUAAGCCUUUUACAACUAAGCCUGUCCACCUGUGGACUAAACCAGACGUGGCGGACUGGCUGGAGAGCCUCAACCUGGGCGAGCACAAGGAGACCUUCAUGGACAACGAGAUCGACGGCAGCCACCUGCCCAACCUGCAGAAGGAGGACCUGAUCGACCUGGGCGUGACGCGCGUGGGCCACAGGAUGAACAUCGAGAGGGCUCUGAAGCAGCUGCUGGACAGAUAAGGGUGGCCGCGCCGCGCCUCCACGGACCACUUCCUGUUAUAAGUAGAGAUGGGCUUACCCCGAGAGCGUGGCCGGCCAAGCGCCAACCCCGUCCCGUGGGUCUUCUCCUGGCACCCAAAGAAACGCUGACAGUGUCCACCGCGUGGCUCUCUGUGGGUUUCUCGGGCAGUUUCUGUCAGCAGGGACAAGGGGAGAGUUUUUCUAACGUGGGAAAGUUCCCAGCCUGCCUCCCAGCCCGAGGGGCGUCCCGUGGGGGUCUGCACGGGUCCUUGAUCCUGCAGGCAGACGCCCACAUCUCCAGAUACCUCCUGAGGCCUCCCCUCCGCACUCCGGGCAGCUGUCCCCCAGGUCCCACCAGAGGCCUGCCCUGGGUCUGUGUCCCCCAGAGGAAGUGCCCCUCGCUCCUGAACUCUGCUUGCAGAGGUGCUCCCGGCAGCCCCUCCUGCCCAGGCCUGGCCAUGAGGUCUGGGCAGUGGGGGGUCUGGAGGGGAUCGUGCUCAGCUUUGCUUGGCUUGCUUUCUUUCUGCAAACCCAUCAGGGUAAUUCCAAGGUGGGCCAACAUGUCACACGGAGUCAGUCAAAGCACAAAGUCACGAUCCAGGAAGCAGGGCGCCCUGGCCAAGUGGGCCCAAGGCCCCAGGACGAGAGCUGUGGUCUGCCGGGAGCAUCCAUCCAGGGUGGACACGGCCUCACGGAGGUCUGCAGACACCCACUCUGAGACGCAAGGCAGAAGACACCCGGUGCUCAGCAGGCCUGCACUGCCAGCAGGCCGGACGGGGCCUCCGGGGAGCUGGGGAACGCCGUGACCACCACCGUGAGCCCGGCUUGGUUGAGCGCCUCCGCUCAGAGGCCAGGGAAGACGGUACUUAGGGGCUUGCCGCCAUCCCCUCUGGGUGUCCAGGAACCCCACCAGCUUGUCUUAACAGUACCACAGGGUCUUGGAGGGCCCAUGGGCAUGGAGCGUAGAGCAGACCCGGCGCUGAAGACAGAGGCUGCGGGGUCAGGGUGACACGCAGGGGCGUGAAGAACCGAAGGCAGGGAGCCCGCCCCUCGUCCCCUGUAACAAUACCUCUAGUGUCCGAGGGGGGUCACGGGCUGCGCGUGGGCCGCAGAACACCCAGUCAGGCUUCCAGCACAUUCUCCCACACUUGGAGAAGACGCAAAUGUCAGCUGUUUGGUUUUGUUAUGAUUUCAGAACUAGCCCAGCCCAUCUCUAAUUAUAAAACGUGAUUUUUUUUUCCCUUUAUGCUCACGGCCAAGUGUCUGAUCAGGUCUGGAACUGCUCUAGAAUGAACACAUAAAAUUUAGCAAUUUAAAGUCUUUCUUUACUGCAAGUUUAGAUAGUUGUACAGAUAGUUUAUAAGCACAAUAUUUUAAGAAAAAAAAAGUGGCUGGUCUACCAGGCAGCCUUUGUGCCACUUCAGUGCUAGAAAGUUAAAGAAAAACAAACCUUUUGUGAUUUAAUAACACCAUUUCUGUGGAAGAAUUCUACAAGUCUGACCUUUUUAAAUCAACAUUCUCUGGAUGCAUCUGAACCAGCAGAGCUGUGUCGCAUUUUCUAUCUUUGCUAGAACUUCCUCACUCAAGGACAGCUAACUCUUAAAGCGGUUACAAUUCCUAAGGAACACACGCACCCGCCCUCGGGGCGGAGGCUGCAGCCUGGGACAGCCCGUGUCCCCAGCCUCCCCCGACCCGGUCCCCCGAACGCGCCAGUGCUGGGGCGCCGGGCAUCCACGCCCCUCCCUCCACAGCCGCUCUAGAGCAAGUUCACGCCCAGACGCAAGGGCGGCCCACGGGAACUGCGAAUCGGUGGUUCGGCCAUUAAUUUGUCUUCCAUUCAGUGGUUUUGCAAAAUGUAGUCAGCCCAGCCCCUCCCCCUGGCUCCACUCUCCUUCCCCAACGUUGGUCUUUGCGAGACGCUCAGUGCCAGGCCAGAGGCUCGAGAGGAGGAGGGGCCGAGACCCACAGCGCGGGGAGCUCGGGUGGGCUUUGGCAGUGGCUGCUCCCCCCUCCUCCUAAAGGGACUCCCAGCCACGUGCCACUGACCAGGUGCAAGCUGAGGAGCGAGUUUGUUUUCCCCGUGACUAAGGAGGGAGAAGCAGUGGGACCCACCAGAGCCUGCACUGACCAAACCCACACACAGUGCCGAGCGGAAGCCGCCGCCAGCUCUGUCGGAGAUCUCGCCACAGAGAGCAAUAGAUCCUCACACACACACCCUACCGCCACUGUCCUCCCGGGGACACGUCAGGCCCAGGCCCUACCCACAACCCCACACGGUGGGACAAACUGCUCAUCUUGCUGUCCCUCCAGGUUUUAAGAUCCACUUCUGUUCUAUACUGUAAUUUAACCAGACUGCAUUUCCACGCCUAGUUUCUGUACCAUUAUGUAUACAAAACCAAAACCUCCCGAGUGCGCCGCCCCCACUCCCCGACCGGCGCGUGCACACUUUAAGUUAACUCACGGAACACGAAACUGACUCGAUGUGACUGCUGAUCUGCUGACCCUCCCAGUAUCGCAGGGUGGACACCGAGGUCCUCUGCUGACGGAACGGUGACCCUGUCCCCCGAGUCACAGGACGCAGCACUGCCCAGCUGACCUGGCAAUGGCUUUUUGUGUGUGGGCCACAAUACUGAUUUUCCCAUUACGGUUUUUUGUUUUUAAAUACUAACAUGUUUCACACUAUAGUUUGUGUAACAACAUGUGUUCCCAAUAUCUAUAUUCUUGUUACUUUUGUGCUUUUAUUCUUUUUAGACUUUAUUAAAAAAAAAAAAAAAGCUCCUGUAAUUUGCACUCUCUCCCAAUCCUUCAAUCUCUUGUAUGGCAACCAAAAUUACUGUAAAAAAAUAAAUAUACUAUUGCACUACC